Molecule: messenger RNA, 1707 nt
Organism: Sinocyclocheilus rhinocerous
Lineage: Eukaryota; Metazoa; Chordata; Actinopteri; Cypriniformes; Cyprinidae
Product: basic immunoglobulin-like variable motif-containing protein
Exons: 10
Coding region: 181-1686 (501 amino acids)
Cellular component (GO): nucleus
Molecular function (GO): DNA endonuclease activity; single-stranded DNA binding
Source: RefSeq, a predicted model, not a curated record
AGCCCGUCGAGGCAGUCCAACAGAGAGGUCGCGCAGCGCAGUAAAAUUAAUUUAUUCCUGCAGAAUUGGCCAGUCAGUGGAUGAAAUUCCUUCUUUGAGCUCUCUUCUUGGAUCACGUACGUCACAGCUGGAGCACAACUGUAGGGUAUUCUCUUAACCAUCAUCCCAGUUCUCCGUUCAAUGCCUAACACUGUGGAAAGUGAAGGCGCCAAGGUAUCUGCUAGGACUGAUCAGGAGGCCCCAUCACGGGCCCCGGCCAGAGAGGAUGAGCGUCAGCACAGCUUCCUGAGUCCGAUGACGUGUGAUGCGCUGCGGGUACGACGGGCCUCCAGCGCAGAGCUCCAGCUUCCAUGGACCUGCCCUGUAACACACUCCCGAGAGAAGUUCUACACCGUCUGCUCGGACUAUGCGCUGCUCAACCGAGCCCGACCCAUUAUCACAUCUGAAGAUGCGCCACCGACCAAUGCAGACACCACAGCAUUAGUCAAGACCAGCGCUACAACCCCUUCCCAGAGUCACUCAGGGGGGAAAAGUGUGUCUUCAGAUGGGAACUGUGAUAUGGAGGUUGUGUCAUCCAGCAACAAGCCUGUGCUCGCCUGGGAGAUUGACACCUCUGAUUUUGACGCGGUUUUAACACGGAAAGCCAAAACAAGUAAUUUAAAGAAAUUCAACUCUAAGAAAAUGAAAUCAUCUGACAGGCCAAGCAGAAACCUGCAAGAUCUCCCAGCACAAGCUUCUCUGGAGGAGAUCAAACAGAGAAAAGUCUUGGACCUCCGUAGAUGGUACUGCAUCAGCCGCCCCCAAUAUAAGACAUCAUGUGGAAUCUCCUCACUUGUCUCCUGUUGGAACUUUCUCUACAGUACUUUAGGAGCAGGCAGUCUCCCACCUAUUUCUCAAGAAGAAGCCCUGCACAUACUUGGUUUCCAGCCUCCGUUUGAAGAUAUCAAGUUUGGACCAUUCACUGGCAAUGCCACUUUGAUGCGAUGGUUCAGACAAAUCAACGAUAAUUUCCGUGUCCGGGGAUGCUCUUACAUUCUGUACAAACCUCAUGGAAAGCACAAGACAGCGGGAGAGACAGCUGAGGGGGCACUGCUGAAGCUGACGCAGGGACUUAAAGACGAAUCCAUGGCCUACGUUUACCAUUGUCAGAAUCACUACUUCUGUCCUGUGGGCUAUGAAGCUACUCCACUAAAAGCAGCCAAAGCUUACAGGGGGCCACUGCACCUUAAUGAGAUGGAGCACUGGAUUCUGAUUGGUGAACCAAGCAGGAAACACCCUGCAAUCCACUGUAAAAAAUGGGCAGAUAUAGUGACGGAUCUGAACACCCAAAACCCAGAAUACUUCGACAUUCGCCACAUAGAGAGAGGCAUUCAGUAUCGCAAAACCAAAAAGGUUGGAGGCAAUCUGCAUUGCAUCAUGGCCUUCCAGAGAGUCAACUGGCAAAAGUUGGGACCAUGGGCACUGAAUUUGGAAAAUCUGAGGCAUGAUCUCCACCAUCAGGCUCCAGAACACAGAGGUCAAGCUGCGCCAGAGGACGCUUCUGAGGAGCGAGCGGUGAAAUGUCUGGGCAGAUCCCUCAGUACGGGGAACAAGUCUGAGGAUGCCUGGAAGCGUUUGUCCAACACAGCAGAGUACAGGCACAGAAGCUCUCCAGACAGUGACCUAGAUGAAGACAUAACUGACUAAAUCUAAAGUGUCCACCCCUCC